Acinonyx jubatus (cheetah) is the source of this 2407-nucleotide messenger RNA. RefSeq names its product pyridoxal phosphate binding protein (gene PLPBP). NCBI's taxonomy places the organism in Eukaryota, Metazoa, Chordata, Mammalia, Carnivora, Felidae. Gene Ontology annotation, cellular component: intracellular anatomical structure. The coding region runs from base 425 to 1096 and encodes 223 amino acids. The transcript is spliced from 9 exons. The record is from RefSeq and is a predicted model, not a curated record. Gene Ontology annotation, molecular function: pyridoxal phosphate binding.
CUCCCGGGUCUGGGGCUCUGCGUUCGUCCCGGGGGAUGUGGAGAGCUGGCAGCAUGUCGGCGGAGCUGGGAGUCGGGUUCGCGAUUCGGGCAGUGAACGAGCGCGUGCAGCAGGCGGUGGCGCGGCGGCCGCGGGUUUUCUGGAGGUUGGCUUAGUUGGAGCAGAAGGUAUCCACUACCCGGGAAAAUGACCAGUCCCCCAGCAGCGCGACCAUUGCCCGUCCCACCUCGUGUCGUGGCCAACAGCCUUAGCGGACAGGAGCAGCGCCAGUCCCGUGCCCAGAGGCUACAGGAGGAGACGUUUACUGCAGGAGCACCCAGAGGAGGCCAGAUCCCCAGAUCACGUGUGUGGCAGCGUCUGACUGCUAGAUCUCCCAGCCAUCCAGCCCCGACUAGUAGCAGUCAGCAAAACCAAACCUGCAGAUAUGGUGAUUGAAGCCUACAGUCAUGGCCAGCGCACUUUCGGGGAGAACUACGUUCAAGAACUGUUAGAAAAAGCAUCAAAUCCCAAAAUUCUGUCUUCGUGUCCUGAGAUCAAAUGGCACUUCAUUGGCCACCUACAGAAACAAAAUGUCAACAAAUUGAUGGCUGUGCCCAAUCUCUUCAUGCUGGAAACAGUGGAUUCUGUGAAGUUGGCAGACAAAGUGAACAGUUCGUGGCAGAAAAAAGGUUCUCCUGAAAGGUUAAAGGUUAUGGUGCAGGUUAACACCAGUGGAGAGGAGAGUAAACAUGGCCUUUUGCCUUCAGAGACAGUAGCCAUGGUGGAACACAUAAAUGCCAAGUGCCCCAGCCUGGAGUUCGUGGGGCUGAUGACCAUAGGAAGCUUUGGACAUGAUCUUAGUCAAGGACCAAACCCAGAUUUCCAGGCGUUACUGUCCCUCCGAGAGGAGCUGUGUAAAAAGCUCAACGUCCCCACUGAGCAGGUUGAGCUGAGUAUGGGCAUGUCCAUGGACUUCCAGCAUGCGAUUGAAGUAGGAUCUACGAAUGUCCGAAUAGGAAGCACCAUUUUUGGAGAGCGAGAUUACUCCAAGAAACCUGCCCUGGACAAGUCCCCGGCUGACCUGAAGGCCCCAGUGGAGGUGGCCCAGGCACACUGAGCCCAGGCACAGCCAGCCGUGGCUCGUGGCCCGUGGGCCUGUCCAGGAACACUAACUAUGCACUUACCUGGUCUCCAUUUUGGUAUUCCCCGUGUCACAGCACAGCCAUGCUCUCCUUGUGACCUGGAGAGAGCGCGCUAAUGAUUGUGGGUGUUGAUGGGAACUGUGUGUACUUGGGAUCUGUCAUAAGAAGCUCACUUCAGGUAGUGGCUUGGGAUUGGGUUUGAGAAAUCCAGACAUUUCUGCAAAACAGGUAUCAAAUCAGUAGCCAGGAAUCGAGUUCAGUAUUGAAUCCUGCCCAGGAGCACCAACCAACCCACAAAUGCCUUCCCCAGGUUAAAAUGUGGUCACUCAUGCCUAUAAUCACCAAAGUGAGAGGGAUUCCCAUUUGUCAUCCACGUUAAUGGAAAGUCCCUUCAUGCAGACCCCCUACUGAGUAAUCACCUUUGCUGCUCUGGGGCAAAGUGAUUUCUGCCCCCAGGUUUGACUCCACUCAGUAAAUAUUUGUCCCUACUCUGGAAUGACAGUGCAGGUAACUUCAGGAGCUGGCUCAAGGUAGUGCUGCAAACUCAAAUCACAUUGAUCAGAGGUUAUGUCAUUGGUUACCUUGGUGGUCCCUGUGGACCCUGAAAACUACAGGGGUAAAAUAAAGGGACUUGGGCCUUUCGAAUAUCCUCCUGAAGAGACAGGGCUCUCCUCAAUGAGAAUUAAAUGCUAUGAUUUGUUCUCCACUCUAAUCCUCUUAAUGGUGAUUUCUUAUCUCAAAGGCCAGUGACUCCUCAAUCUCUAGGCAGCCUCAAAGACCAGCCCCACAGUGAGUGUAGCUCCCCAGAAACUCCUUUAAGGCCAGUUCAGGCCCACAGUUCCAACAAGGCCUGGCUUUGAGGUUCCUGUUCCUGCAGAGCAUUUUCCGGGCACCUCUAAAGCCCUUCCUCGUCCCCACUGCCCUGCUAUAUAUAUAAGCCAGAAUUUGGCAACUUCUUGAUUGUUAAUAAAGUAGCAGCAAGGUCUUCAAACACCAGAAAGCACAAUUCUCAGAUAUCCAUAACAGAUGACUUCCGUCUGGGUGGUUUAUUUUCUAGAUGUUUUUUUCCUUAUUUAUUCAAGCCCCAGUCUUCAUUUUAUGAAAUAACUUUCAGAACAUGAUGCUGCUGCUGCUGAAUGUAAUUUUGUAAAACUUAAACCAUUAUGAUUCCUGCACUGUUUCAGUCAGAGCUAUAACAUGUCUCAGAGUCUAGUAAAUAAAAAUGUGAGUUUGAAUUAUACCAUCUGUGCCAAUUACAAAGCAAUUAAAAGAUUUAUUUUUUAUGA